Molecule: messenger RNA, 2127 nt
Organism: Scleropages formosus (Asian bonytongue)
Lineage: Eukaryota; Metazoa; Chordata; Actinopteri; Osteoglossiformes; Osteoglossidae
Gene: leap2
Product: liver-expressed antimicrobial peptide 2
Exons: 3
Coding region: 244-498 (84 amino acids)
Biological process (GO): antimicrobial humoral immune response mediated by antimicrobial peptide; defense response to bacterium
Source: RefSeq, a predicted model, not a curated record
CACCUGAUUGCCCUCUCCAGCCAAGGGAAGAGGAGCCUCUGGCACACAGAGAGGCCCAAGGAACAUUUUAUCUGCACUCUUGUCAAAUAUUUAGCAAACAUCUGACGUCACCGUGGGCUCAAAAAGGGUACCGGGUGAGCAGUAGUGCAGCAGACAGACGCAAGCACAGAGAACUGCACCAGGGAGAACAUCAGGAAGCUCUUUCUGCUCGCGUCUGAGACGAUACAUCCUUUCUGCAGCAGAAUGACAGCGUUCACAUGGAGCUUGCUCCUUCUUGUGCUCGUCCAUCAGGUGUCCACGGACCCUGUGGUACAAGAGGAGGACCAGCCUGUUGCCCCCCUUAGGGAAGGGCUGCUGAGACGGAUCGCACGCAUGACUCCUCUGUGGAGGAUCAUGGGAAGCAAGCCCCACGGAGCCUACUGUCAGGACAACUAUGAGUGUUCCACUGGGAUCUGUCGGGGCGGCCACUGCUCAUUCAGUCAGCCGAUCAAGUCCUAGAAGUGGAGAACCAUUGACGCCUCCUCUCCCCGGGGGGGAGCGCAGAUCUCCAGCACAGCAUUGGCAGACCCUACUGGGAGUGUGGUGGCCAGACAGCCAUGGCAAAGGCCUCUUUCUUCUGGGACUCCUCCUUCUCCAGUGGACACACUGAGUUCAGGCAGGAUUUAUUUGCAAUGUCUCACACACACACGCACACACAUACACACAUUCAGACGUGCAUGUUUGCUGUAUAGCCAACACCAGAAGCAGGCAAGACAAGGUUCUUACGGAAGGUUGUGUGGUUGAAGCUCUGAAAGGAAGGAGUGCUGGGGGGACAUCAGCGGUGAAGUUUUAAGGAACUCGGCGCAAGCGCUUUACUAAACGGCUUCUAUGUAGUGCCAAGCAAAACCUUAAUGCCGUUCCUAAGCGUGACAACACAAAGACUACCACUGUAGUCUGGAUCAAAAAAAUGUUAGCAGUUUUAAUUAAUUGUAUUAUGUCAUUUUCUUGUUGCUUUCCUUGUUACCAUGGUGACCACCCCUCUGACACUAUUUUUACAGUAUACAGAGUGCCCUGCGUAUAAAUUUGAAAAAUAGCUUCUAUGUUAAUGCACAAAUAUGUUUUGCAAAGUGUAAUAAGUGCCUGGGGUAAAAGUAGUUUUUUUUUUAGCUAAUGUUACAGCAAUGAUAUAUGUGAGAAUAAGAUGAGGUCCGUGGUUUAUAUGCAGGUCAGAGACGGAAAGCACCAGUGGGUUGGAGGGUCAAGCUGCAGAUAGCAUUGGAGAAGGUUAGAGGUCACAGACAGUGACUGAGCUGUCUAAUCAUUUAUAGAACUGCACAUUUUCAACAUUUUAACUCUUCCUACCAGUUACCUGUUUAUUUAUUCCCCUACCUUUAGAAAAGAGGUAUUGUCUUUAACUUUGAGUUUUAAACUGUUGGAUAUUGUUCUUAGUAUCUUUGUUAUCUGGCUCCUCAGUGUAGAUGCUGUUUGUUUUGGAGUUUUAAUUUUUCUAUUUAAUUCUGAUUUUUCAAAUGUAUGAAUGAAGUUUUGAGAAUAUCUAAAUAAAUAGAUACAGCCAUAUGUAUCUUUAUACUGCUCCUCAACAUUUAGUAUAACAGUCUCUUUUGCUUCUAAAUUUUUCUGUUUAAUUUAAAUUUAAUAUCAAUUUUAAAUGUAUUAAUCAAGUUUUCUCUACUUGUCCUUCUGAUGCAACUUCUUGCAUUUACUGUAUAUAAAAAGCUACUAGUCCUAGAUGUUUCUGAUUGACUGACCAUGGGCCAUUGGCCAACAACUAAUAAUACUUGAUGUUGCUGCAAUAUUUUAUUAACUUGCCUGAGAUUUUUAUCUGUAUGUUCACAGUCACUGUGGAAAAAUGCAAUACAGUAAAAGACAGAUAUUUCUGUGUUUGAAUGGUUUUAUGUUAAUGACUCGUGGAGUUUUCCUGUGCUACUCCUGAGCUAAUACAAGUAGUUCUUGAUGCUAGCAUGCAUAUGCACUCUUGCAUUUUGUAAUAUGAAACAUGAUCUCAUAGUCACAUGUUUGCAUGACAGCGUACUGUAUGAAGAAACUGUUUCAGUACUGUGACUUCUUUCUGUGUCACAGAUUUAUUUUCCCAGAAAAUGCAGCACUUUUUAAAAUAAAAAGUUCUCA